Molecule: messenger RNA, 5914 nt
Organism: Gadus chalcogrammus (walleye pollock)
Lineage: Eukaryota; Metazoa; Chordata; Actinopteri; Gadiformes; Gadidae
Gene: scn8aa
Product: sodium channel, voltage gated, type VIII, alpha subunit a
Biological process (GO): neuronal action potential; membrane depolarization during action potential; sodium ion transmembrane transport
Cellular component (GO): plasma membrane; voltage-gated sodium channel complex; axon
Molecular function (GO): voltage-gated sodium channel activity
Source: RefSeq, a predicted model, not a curated record
ACAGGAUGAAAACAUGGCCGCACCCCUUCUCGCACCCCCAGGCCCUAACAGCAUCAAGGAGUUCACUUUGGAGUCUCUGGCGAACCUCGAGCUGCGCUUCAAGGAUGCGAAGAACAAGAAGCCUCCCCGGCAGGACAGCAGUUACCGCGACGAUGACGACGAGAACAAGCCCAAGCCCAACAGCGACCUGGAGGCCGGGAAGAGCCUGCCCUUCAUCUACGGGGAGAUCCCCAAAGGGCUGGUGGCGGUACCCCUGGAGGACCUUGACCCCUUCUACGCGGCCACUCAGAAAACGUUUAUAGUGCUAAACCGAGGGAAGACCAUCUUCCGGUUUAGUGCCAACCCUGCCUUGUACUUCAUAAGUCCUUUAAAUUUUGCUAGGCGAAUGUCUAUUAAAAUUUUGAUACACUCCCUUUUCAGCAUGAUCAUUAUGUGUACUAUUCUGACCAACUGUAUAUUCAUGACCUUUAGUGACCCUCCCGAGUGGUCAAAACAAGUAGAGUACACAUUCACUGGAAUUUAUACGUUUGAGUCCCUUGUAAAAAUCUGCGCGCGAGGAUUCUGUAUAGACGGUUUCACGUUCCUCAGAGACCCGUGGAACUGGUUGGAUUUCAUGGUCAUUUCUAUGGCAUAUAUAACAGAGUUUGUGGACCUGGGCAAUGUAUCUGCGCUGAGAACAUUCAGAGUUCUCCGAGCAUUGAAAACUAUCUCUGUCAUACCAGGCCUGAAGACCAUCGUGGGCGCCCUGAUCCAGUCGGUGAAGAAGCUGUCUGACGUGAUGAUCCUCACCGUGUUCUGCCUGAGCGUGUUCGCCCUCAUCGGCCUGCAGCUCUUCAUGGGGAACCUGCGGCACAAAUGUGUGAUCUGGCCCAUCAACGCCACCGACAACUACCUGGCCAACGGCAGCAGGGGCUUCGAGUGGAACGAGUACAUCAACAACGACACCAACUUCUACUUCCUGCCUGGCAGCCUGGACGCUCUUCUCUGUGGGAACAGCUCUGACUCUGGCCGCUGCCGAGGGAUACCGUGCAUGAAAGCUGUUAAGAGGAAUCCAAACUACGGCUCCACCAGCUUCGACAGCUUCGGCUGGGCCUUCCUGGCUCUGUUCCGACUCAUGACGCAGGACUUCUGGGAGAACCUGUACAUGCUGACGCUGAGGGCCGCAGGGAAGACCUACAUGAUCUUCUUCGUGCUGGUGAUCUUCGUGGGCUCCUUCUACCUGGUCAACCUGAUCCUGGCCGUGGUGGCCAUGGCCUACGAGGAGCAGAACCAGGCCACCAUGGAGGAGGCUCUGCAGAAGGAGGAGGAGUUCAAGAACAUGCUGGAGCAGCUCAAGAGGCAGCAGGAGGACGCCCAGACCGCUGCCAUGGCGACCUCAGCGGGCACGGUGUCGGAGGACGCGGUGGAGGACGACGGCGGCGAGCACAUGUCCUGCAGCUCCUCGGACAUGUCCAAGCUGAGCUCCAAGAGCGCCAAGGAGCGGCGCAACCGCAAGAAGAAGUGGCGGCAGAAGGAGCAGGACAAGGAGAAGGGCGACAGCGAGAAGUUCGUCAAGUCCGAGUCCGACGACGGCAGCAAGGGGAGGAGCCGCUUCCGUUUCCCCGACAACCGCCUGGGCCGCAAGUCUUCCAUCAUGAACCAGUCCCUGCUCAGCAUCCCCGGCUCGCCCUUCCUGUCGCGCCACAACAGCAAGAGCAGCAUCUUCAGCUUCAAGGGCCGCGGCAAGGACCCCGGCUCGGAGAACGAGUUCGCCGACGACGAGCACAGCACGGUGGAGGAGUGCGAGGAGCGCCGUGGCUCCCUGUUCAGCCCGUACCGCCGCAACAGCUACACGGGCUACCACGGCAAGCGCAACAGCACGGUGGACUGCAACGGCGUGGUGUCGCUGAUCGGGCCCGGAGGCCGACUCCUGCCUGAGGUGAAAAUAGAUAAGGCAGCCUCUGACGACAGUCCGACUACUGAGGUUGAGGUGAAGAAGAAGCUGUCGGGCUCCCUGAUGGUGUCUGUGGACCAGCUUAAUACCUCCUUUGGGCGGAAAGAGCGGGCAAACAGUGUUAUGAGCGUCAUCACCAACACACUAGUGGAGGAACUGGAGGAGUCCCAGAGAAGUUGUCCGCCCUGCUGGUAUAAGUUUUCUAACACCUUCCUGAUCUGGGAGUGCUCCCCCGCUUGGCUGAAGAUCAAGGAGAUCGUCAACCUCAUCGUCAUGGACCCCUUCGUGGACCUGGCCAUCACCAUAUGCAUCGUGCUCAACACGCUGUUCAUGGCCAUGGAGCACUACCCCAUGACCCCCCAGUUUGAGGGGGUGCUGUCUGUCGGCAAUCUGGUGUUCACCGGGAUCUUUGCAGUGGAAAUGUUUGCCAAGCUGGUGGCCAUGGACCCCUACUACUACUUCCAGGAGGGCUGGAACUGUUUCGACGGCUUCAUCGUGACGCUGAGUCUGGUGGAGCUGGCCCUGGCGGACGUAGAGGGCCUUUCGGUGCUGCGCUCCUUCCGAUUGCUGCGAGUCUUCAAGCUGGCCAAGUCGUGGCCCACCCUCAACAUGCUGAUCAAGAUCAUCGGCAACUCGGUGGGCGCCCUGGGGAACCUGACCCUGGUGCUGGCCAUCAUCGUCUUCAUCUUCGCCGUGGUGGGCAUGCAGCUCUUCGGCAAGAGCUACAAGGACUGCGUGUGCAAGAUCGCCGUGGACUGCAAGCUGCCGCGCUGGCACAUGAACGACUUCUUCCACUCGUUCCUCAUCGUGUUCCGCGUGCUGUGCGGCGAGUGGAUCGAGACCAUGUGGGACUGCAUGGAGGUGGCCGGCCAGGGCAUGUGCCUCCUCGUCUUCAUGAUGGUCAUGGUCAUCGGCAACCUGGUGGUUCUGAACCUCUUCCUUGCCUUGCUGCUGAGCUCGUUCAGCGCGGACAACCUGGCGGCGACGGACGACGACGGCGAGCUCAACAACCUGCAGAUCUCGGUGAUCCGCAUCAAGAAGGGCAUCGCCUGGUUCAAGGCCAAGGUGCGCGUGCUCAUGGCCAGCCUGCUGAAGAAGCCCCUGCAGACGGACGAGCAGAAGCCCCUGGACGACAUGUACGACAAGAAGCUCAACUGCAUCGCCAACCACACCGGCGUGGACAUCAACCGCGAGCUGGACUACGUCAAGAACGGCAACGGCACCACCAGCGGCAUCGGCAGCAGCGUGGGCAAGUACAUGAUCGACGAGGACCACAUGUCCUUCAUCCACAACCCCAACCUCACCGUGUGUGUGCCCAUCGCCGUGGGAGAGUCGGACUUCGAGAACCUCAACACGGAGGACUUCAGCAGCGAGUCGGAGAACGAGAACAGCAAAGAGAUGGACGACACCAGUUCGUCGGAGGGCAGCACCAUCGACAUCAAGCCAGAUGUUGUGGAGGAGGUUGUGGUGGAGACUGUGGAGGAGUACUUGGAUCCAGAUGCCUGUUGGACAGAUGCUUGCGUGGCGAAGUACAAGUGCUGUGACGUGCCCAUCACCCACGGGUGGGGCAAGCCCUGGUGGUUCCUGAGGAAGACCUGCUACCUGAUCGUGGAGCACAACUGGUUCGAGACCCUCAUCAUCUUCAUGAUCCUGCUCAGCAGUGGUGCCCUGGCCUUCGAGGACGUGUACAUCGAGCAGAGGAAGACCAUCCGGGUCGUUCUGGAGUACGCGGACAGGGUGUUCACUUACAUCUUCAUCCUGGAGAUGCUGCUGAAGUGGGUGGCCUACGGGUUUGUCAAGUACUUCACCAACGCCUGGUGUUGGUUGGACUUCUUCAUUGUGGAUGUGUCUAUAGUCAGCCUUGUAGCUAAUGCGCUGGGCUACUCCGAUCUAGGGCCCAUUAAAUCACUCAGGACACUAAGGGCCUUGAGACCCCUCAGAGCCUUGUCACGUUUUGAAGGGAUGAGGGUGGUAGUCAACGCGCUGGUGGGAGCCAUCCCCUCCAUUAUGAAUGUGUUGCUGGUGUGCCUCAUCUUUUGGCUGAUUUUCAGUAUCAUGGGGGUCAACCUCUUCGCCGGAAAGUAUUACUACUGUUUCAACCAGACCUCUGAGGAGAUGUUCUCCGACAAAGUGGUCAACAACAAGACUGAGUGCUUCGCCCUCAUCAAUGACAACUACACAGAGGUCAGGUGGAAAAAUGUCAAGAUCAACUUUGACAAUGUGGGGGCAGGCUACCUGGCCCUGCUGCAAGUGGCCACAUUCAAAGGAUGGAUGGACAUUAUGUACGCAGCGGUGGAUUCAAGACAGGUGGAAAGCCAGCCCAUCUAUGAAGACAACAUCUACAUGUACAUCUACUUUGUCAUCUUCAUCAUCUUUGGCUCCUUCUUCACCCUCAAUCUCUUCAUUGGUGUGAUCAUUGACAACUUCAACCAACAGAAGAAAAAGUUUGGAGGUCAGGAUAUCUUCAUGACAGAGGAACAGAAGAAGUACUACAACGCUAUGAAAAAGCUGGGAUCGAAAAAGCCACAAAAACCUAUUCCUCGGCCGCAGAACAAGAUCCAGGGCAUGGUGUUUGACUUUGUGACACAGCAGGUGUUCGACAUCUCCAUCAUGAUCCUCAUCUGCCUUAACAUGGUCACCAUGAUGGUGGAGACAGACGACCAAUCGGACGAAACAGAGUUAGUCCUGUACUGGGUCAACUUUAUCUUCAUCGUGGUCUUCACCACAGAGUUUGUGCUGAAGCUCUUUGCCCUGCGCCAUUACUACUUCACCAACGGGUGGAACAUAUUCGACGUAGUGGUGGUCAUCCUGUCUAUUGUUGGUAUGUUCCUGGCGGAGAUCAUCGAGAAGUAUUUUGUUUCACCAACUCUGUUCAGGGUCAUCAGGUUGGCUCGAAUCGGCCGCAUCCUCCGUCUAAUCAAAGGAGCCAAGGGGAUUAGAACUUUACUUUUCGCCCUGAUGAUGUCCUUGCCCGCCCUGUUCAACAUUGGCCUCCUGCUCUUCCUCGUCAUGUUCAUCUUCUCCAUCUUUGGCAUGUCUAACUUUGGCUACGUGAAACACGGGGCCGGCAUAGACGACCUGUACAACUUUGAGACGUUCGGCAACAGCAUGAUCUGCCUGUUCAUGAUCACCACCUCGGGGGGCUGGGACGGCCUCCUGCUGCCCAUCCUCAACUACCCCCCGGACUGCGACCUCACCCUGGAGAACCCGGGCACGUCGGUGAAGGGGGACUGCGGCAACCCCUCGGUGGGCAUCUUCUUCUUCGUCAUGUACAUCAUCAUCUCCUUCCUGAUCGUGGUCAACAUGUACAUCGCCAUCAUCCUGGAGAACUUCAGCGUGGCCACCGAGGAGAGCGCCGACCCGCUGAGCGAGGACGACUUCGAGACCUUCUACGAGAUCUGGGAGAAGUUCGACCCCACCGCCUCGCAGUUCAUCACCUUCACCAAGCUGGGGGACUUUGCGGACGCGCUGGAGCACCCGCUGCGCGUGCCCAAGCCCAACACCAUCGAGCUGAUCGCCAUGGACCUGCCCAUGGUGAGCGGCGACCGCAUCCACUGCCUGGACAUCCUGUUCGCCUUCACCAAGCGCGUGCUGGGCGACAGCGGUGAACUGGACAUGCUGCGUCAGCAGAUGGAGGAGCGAUUCGUGGCGGCCAACCCGUCCAAGGUGUCCUACGAGCCCAUCACCACCACCAUGCGGCGGAGGCAGGAGGACGUGUCGGCCAGGAUUAUCCAGAAAGCCUUCCGCUCUCACCUCAUCCGGCGGGGCAUCAUCUUCAAGAGGUUCCCCUUUGGCAUCAACAGGCUGGAGAACGGCGGGAACAACCAGGAGAAGAAGGAGAGCACCCCCUCCACGGCCUCGCUGCCGUCCUACGACAGCGUGACCAAACCCGACAAGGAGAAGCCGGAGGAGAACGAGGACAAUGCGGGGCGGAAGGAGAAGAACAAAAACCAAAAAGACGAGCGGGAAUCCAAGUGUUAG